Messenger RNA from Varanus komodoensis (Komodo dragon), 1583 nucleotides. It is a transcript of the gene ATF4, whose product is annotated as activating transcription factor 4. The transcript has 3 exons. Lineage: Eukaryota; Metazoa; Chordata; Lepidosauria; Squamata; Varanidae. Gene Ontology annotation, molecular function: DNA-binding transcription activator activity, RNA polymerase II-specific; RNA polymerase II transcription regulatory region sequence-specific DNA binding. The record is from RefSeq and is a predicted model, not a curated record. Gene Ontology annotation, cellular component: nucleus; ATF1-ATF4 transcription factor complex; ATF4-CREB1 transcription factor complex. Gene Ontology annotation, biological process: regulation of transcription by RNA polymerase II. Bases 463 to 1512 code for a protein of 349 amino acids.
CUCCAGAGUUUUAGAAGUGUGUACGAGGAAAUCCAAUUGCUUGAAUGAAACUGUUUUAAUCCAGGAGAUGACUGGCGGAAGGAUUUCUUUCUGUGAGAAGAUGGUUUUGCCGGAUCUUGCUGACUAUAUAAAGUGAAAACACGAUAGGCGACGCCCUUAUUGUCUGGAUACAAAAAGUGGUUGUUAUAGUUGUCUGGGUUCGGUUUGCUGGGUGCGCUCUGACCGACCAAGCAGGGAGUGAUUUUGACUACUGCGGCCGCCGCCAUGGCAUGGUAGGGGCGGUAGCGCAAGCGGCACUGGCCAUUGCAGAGGCGCAGCAGCAGCGGCCGCGGCCUCGGCACCUCCAGGCAUCUGCAACCAUGGCGUUUUUCAAGGAAUCACACAGCAGCUUUGCUGUAAUUGACAAAGACACCAUCUAUUUGUCCACACUUUUUGACGACAAAGUACUAAAACUUGGCAAAAAUGAGCAUCUCAAACACAAGGAUGUUGUUGGGGGAUAUUCAGUUCCCCUUCAACCAGCCGUGCUUGGUGGCUGAGGACAGUCUGCGGCUCCUAGAUGACUACCUGGAGGUGGCCGAGAACCAUGGGUUCUCCAGCGAAAAGGCUAAAGUGGGCUUCUCCGAUUGGCUGGCUGUGGAUAGCUUAAGUAAUGCCACAGACGACAGCCAGGAGGAUGCCUUCUCUGGCAUGGAUUGGAUGGUGGAGAAGAUGGAUCUGAAGGAGUUUGACUUCGAUGCACUGUUAGGCAUCGAUGACCUGGAAGCCACCGUCUCCCCAGAUGAGCUCAUGGCCACAUUUGCAGACACUAGUGAUCUGUUUGACACUACUAUUCAACAAAUUCCCAACAAAGCAACUCUGAUAUCAGAACCGAUUAUUCAUUCCCCUGAGUCUCCCCCUGGGGCAGACCAGGUAGCCCCACUAACCCCUUUGUUACCACUUCCCUUCUCCCCAGGGUCACCCAUCUCCUCUGCAGACCAUUCUUUAAGCUUAGAACUAGGCAGUGAAGUAGAUGUUCUUGAAGGAGAUAGGAAAAAUGAAGCCCCCUUUGACCUGAUUUCCAAGUGUAAGAGGGAGGAUGAUGCACACUCUGACAAUGAUAGUGGAAUAUGCCUGAGCCCAGAAUCUUAUCCAGAGUCACCCCAGCAAAGUCCUAUCGCUUCUGUUAGUUCCCUCAGUGAUGGCCAGUCAGUUAAUCCCUUGCAUGAUAGUUUCGUGCGGCCCAAACCUUACGAUCGGCCUACUGAGAAUGUAGUGACAUUAAAAAUGAAGGGAGAAAAGAGAAUAGACAAGAAAUUGAAGAAGAUGGAGCAAAACAAGACAGCUGCUACAAGGUAUCGACAGAAGAAAAGAGCAGAGCAAGAGGCUUUAUCAGGGGAGUGUAGAGAACUUGAACAGAAAAAUGAGACCCUGAGGGAGAAAGCAGAUUCCCUGAGCAAAGAAAUUCAAUAUUUGAAAGAUCUGAUUGAAGAGGUUCGCAAGGCCAAGGGUAAAAAAGUCAAAGUCUCAGAAUAGGCUAGCUGCAUGCAUGUAUAUAAGAGCCAGUGCAAAUUAUGUAUUGCUGCAUAAUAAAUUAUUUUCUAGUA